AUGAUGUUACAGUUUUGGCCAACAAUCAUAAUCGUUGUAGUAGUAUGGGUUCAACAGACAGAAGCUGUAGGUUUUGCACCCGAACUCUAUUGCGGCUUGGAAAAUUGUUAUGACGUUCUUGGAAUCGAUCGAAACGAGUUCGACAAGUCUAAACUCUCAAAAACUUAUCGCACAUUAGCGAAAAAGUACCAUCCGGAUAGAUACAAGAACGCUGAACAAAAAGCUGAUGCUGAAAAGCGAUUCCUGGUGAUUGCAACAGCAUAUGAGACGCUGAAAGACGAUGACGCGAAAACAAACUACGAUUACUACCUCGAUCACCCAGAAGAAAGAUUUUAUAAUUAUUACCAGUAUUAUCGUUUACGAGUAGCCCCAAAAGUCGAUGUCCGAAUUGUAAUAGUCGGCACAAUUCUAGUUAUUUCAAUUUUUCAAUAUUUGAGCGCUCGCCAUAAGUUCUCAGAAGCAAUUGAUUACGCGACUUCUGUGGGCAAAUUCCGAAAUCGCGCCAUCAACACGGGAAUCGAGAAAGGACUUCUCGAAGUUGACAACAAAGGAAAACUUAAGAAAGUUAAAGGAAGAGACAACGAUGCUGUCAUUCGUCAAAUCAUUAUUGAAAAUUUGGAUGUCACAGGAGGAUAUCGCAAGGAAUCUGUAUAUGAUACACUUGCUUGGCAAACUAUAGUUUUGCCCGUCACUAUUUUUGUAUAUCUUAAAUGGCUAGCAAUUUGGCAUUGGAGAUUUACGAUAAACAAAGAAGAAUAUGACGAAGAGGCUAAAUUGCAUUUGAUUCGCAAAAAUUUAGGAAUCUCUGAACAUGAAUUCGAGAAAUUCGGUGAUAAUGACAUCGACGAUAUGUUAGAUCGAAAGUGUUGGGAAAAAGAAGCUUUUGCUGUUUGGAAAGCUGAAAAAGAUGCGGAAGAACAAGAAAGGCUUGCUCAAUCUGGAAAAUAUAAACGUUACAAGAGAUACAUGAAGAACGCUGGUACAAUUUCAUUCGUUGAUGAAGACUAA
This is a messenger RNA of Caenorhabditis bovis, 1008 nucleotides long. The record is from the annotation of a GenBank genome assembly. Lineage: Eukaryota; Metazoa; Nematoda; Chromadorea; Rhabditida; Rhabditidae.